Molecule: messenger RNA, 160 nt
Organism: Paraglomus brasilianum
Lineage: Eukaryota; Fungi; Glomeromycota; Glomeromycetes; Paraglomerales; Paraglomeraceae
Source: the annotation of a GenBank genome assembly
ACGCAAUUCAGCCAUAAUACAUUUGCGAGACCGUGGCCUUCUACCGAAUUAUCUUCCACCGUCCACGGCGUUUACUUUCCUUGGCGAUAUAAAUUCGACUCCAGCAAUUACGUAUAGGCCCCCAACACUUAUCAUAAUUUCCGUUACUGCCAGGAGCUGA